This is a messenger RNA of Anthonomus grandis grandis, 1807 nucleotides long. RefSeq lists its product as uncharacterized. The record is from RefSeq and is a predicted model, not a curated record. The transcript has 8 exons. Lineage: Eukaryota; Metazoa; Arthropoda; Insecta; Coleoptera; Curculionidae. The coding region runs from base 169 to 1569 and encodes 466 amino acids.
UUUUGCUCGGCACUACACUGCGUCGACGGUUUUCUUCUUCAGUUUCUUUCCGCAUCGGUAUUAUUAACAGCAAAGAUGCGUCGCUACGCUAAUCGCUAAUUAAUAACUGAUUAAUGGUGUUUCAGUUCAGUUUUGUUUUGUAUUUAGUUUCCAUUCAAUGAGAUCAAAAUGAAAAUAGCCCGAUCGUCUUUGUUUUGCAUCUUUGUCGUCAUAGUGUGUCCAACAAAGUCGUCUUUCUUGAGGAAAACCAUCCCCGCCAAAGUGCCAACCAAUAGAAUAGCGGAGAUCACCACCCGCUGUGAUUCCCAGAACAUCAACGUCACCGUAUCAACAAAACAGCCAUUCAAAGGUGCGGUGUUCGCGAGAGAUUUUGCUCAAGAAUGUAAAGUGUUUGGUACUUUAAGCCAUAGUGCCUCCCUUAGCUUGCCGACCUCUGGAUGUGGAGUGAGACUCACCUCCUCACCAGAAGAAAACGGUAGGGCCCGCAUGACUUACUCGGUGGUGUUGGUGUUGCAACAAGAUCGUUAUUUAAGGCAAAUAUCGGAUCAAGAACGGUUUGUGCGGUGUGAGGUUCCUGACGAGGCCUUUUUGGUGAGGAGUCAAUCACUGUUCAAGGCCCUCAAAGAGGAUAUUAAGGAUCAAAAGACAAAUCACAGAGUUGGAAGAUUAAUGAACGAAGGAUGGUCGAAGGACCUCAGCCAAGACGAACUGGAAGAAGAACUACGUGAGGCGAUGUCGGCAGCCAGAGCCUGGAUGGAAAUCGUGCCAGAAAACAACCUGGAACGACCCCUAGGAACAGUUGAAGUCGGCGAAACUCUUUUAUUAACUGUCAAGGCGACCCUCCCAGCCGGAAUUGGAUGGCGUAUGGUAGACUGUUCGGCCCACGACGGUCUAGGCGACUCCUCACAAAAACUGUUGGAUGAAUUGGGAUGUCCCGUAGACGAAGCCUUACUACCAACACCAAAGUUCGGACCCAUUAAGCCCAUUGCGUCCAUGAGACAUCAGGAGGCGACGGCAAAGUUUGCCGCUUUUAAGUUUCCAGACCGGAAUCGGUUGCAUUUGAAGUGCAAGUUGCAGAUUUGCAGAGGGGUGUGCAACAAGGUUGAAUGUGAGGGUGAAAACAGCACAGAUGCCAGGGUUGGACGGUCAAAUUUUAACCUAAGCGACGCCAUUUUGGACCGCCUGGAAGUAUACAACAGUGUCGAAGUGAUCGCACCGGAAAUCGACGAUGCCAACGAGUUCCGGAAGAAAAUGAACUCGGCCGAUUUCGACAGCUACCCGUUCCCUAAAAUACCGGGUGACAGGACGUUCUGUGUAUCCGUAGACAAAAUGGCGAUCGCUUUUUGCAUUUUGGGACUGAUUUUCCUGAUCGCUAUCAUGGUGGCCACCUGCUCCUUGCUCAAAUCCAGACGGUCACACGAUGGAAUGCAGUACUAUACAAGGAGUCUUUUCUCGAGUAGCAGUAGCGGUUCUGCGUUCGGUAGUAAAUUGCUUUUAGAAGAGAGUCCGGUCCUGGGACAGUCCGCCUCGACGAUGUCCAAUCGGAUGCAUUAUGGGAGAAUUUUGUAAAAAAAAAAAGACUGAAAAUGUUAAAUUUUAAAUUUAAGCGAUAUUAAGGGGGAAUUUUUGAAGUACGCGCAAGCCAGUUUUAAUUUUAACCUGACUUGGUCCUACUUCGUUUUGGUUGCAUACGUUGCAAAUGUGUAGCGACCAGAAAAUUAUGGUUGUGGUUGUAUUAUCUAUAGGAAAUAAAAGAUUUUAUUUGUUUUAUAUUGUGUUUGUGUCUAAUAAAUAUUUUCUUAUUAAA